AUGAAGUUCUCCAUCGUCGCCGUUCUCUCCGCCGCCGCCGCCGUCUCGGCCCUGCCCGUCUUCGAGGUCUCCGACUUCUCGGCCAGCUGCAUCCCCCACAGCUCCCAGUGCAGCUACGCCUUCAACGUCAUCCGCCCCGGCAACGGAGAGGUCACCCCCAUCAAGUGCAGCUCCCUCACCACCAGUGACGGCACCCUCCCUGCCGUCAAGGAGGGAACCUGCAAGGACUCGUCGCGCACCUUCAGCGUCACCCGCAUCCUCGCCGGCCUGCACCUCACCGUCAGCCAGCCCGUGACCCCCUCCAGCAACCUGACCGGCUCCUACACCAUCCCCCAGAGCCAGCUCGUCACCUCCACCGAGCCCAACGCCGAGGUCCAGAGCUACAACGGCCCCACCAGCUUCCGCCUGGACUAA
Geosmithia morbida is the source of this 414-nucleotide messenger RNA. RefSeq lists its product as uncharacterized. NCBI's taxonomy places the organism in Eukaryota, Fungi, Ascomycota, Sordariomycetes, Hypocreales, Bionectriaceae. Bases 1 to 414 code for a protein of 137 amino acids. The record is from RefSeq and is a predicted model, not a curated record. The transcript is spliced from 2 exons.